Messenger RNA from Penicillium pulvis, 372 nucleotides. RefSeq names its product tubulin-binding prefolding complex subunit YKE2. Lineage: Eukaryota; Fungi; Ascomycota; Eurotiomycetes; Eurotiales; Aspergillaceae. The transcript is spliced from 4 exons. Gene Ontology annotation, biological process: protein folding; chaperone-mediated protein complex assembly. Gene Ontology annotation, cellular component: cytoplasm; prefoldin complex. The record is from RefSeq and is a predicted model, not a curated record. The coding region runs from base 1 to 372 and encodes 123 amino acids. Gene Ontology annotation, molecular function: protein-folding chaperone binding.
AUGGACGCCCAGAAAAAGCUCCAGGCUCUCUCGGACGAGUUCCAGCAGAUGCAGACCGAGCUCGAGGGUCUUGUCGAUGCCCGCCAGAAGCUCGAGUCGCAACAGCAGGAGAACCAGGGCGUACAGAGCGAAUUCGCCCAGCUAGACGAUGAAUCCAACAUUUUUAAGAUGGUCGGACCGGUGUUGCUGAAGCAAGACAAGACCGAGGCUGUUAUGGCCGUCAAUGGUCGUCUGGAGUUCAUUGAGAAGGAGAUUAAGCGAAUUGAAAAAGAGAUUGAGACGAAGCAGGAUGAGGCCGAGCAGAAGCGCACUGAGAUUGUGCAAUUCCAAUCCGCAGUCCAACAGCAGCAGGCUGCUGCUGCCUCCGCAUGA